Messenger RNA from Ostertagia ostertagi, 1854 nucleotides. The record is from the annotation of a GenBank genome assembly. NCBI's taxonomy places the organism in Eukaryota, Metazoa, Nematoda, Chromadorea, Rhabditida, Trichostrongylidae.
AUGUCGCUUUUGUUUACUUUCGCUUUCCCUUUAGAAAUUUCGCUAUCUGAAUCGUUUAAGGCCAUGAAGACGUUGAUAUUGUUACUACUAUUAAUGGUCGGGCGAAGUUACGCUCAAAUGCAGCAAAUGCUCGGAGCCCAGGUGAAGAUCACCGGCAUGCCGUUUGCCGUCUCCAAUGCUCAGCAACUGAAUCAAAUCGUCUGGACGAUGCUGGGCACAACAACGAAGGAGACCAUUUAUUGCGUUUCCGAAGCUCCAGUCAGUCAGCUGCGAUUCGUAUGCAUCGACUGUCUCGAGAAGAACAUCACCGACAUGGCAAACGUGCUCAAUUCCGCUCAAGAUCACACUCGAAGCGCUGGCUUUCCAACAGUCGCUUUAAGCAAUGUUGCCGUUAAUACGAACUGGACUGGAGCCACCAUCAUGUGUCAAGCGGCUCUCAAUGGAGGCACGGUCGAUUCGCAGCCAGCUACCGUCGAUGUUCGUUAUUUGCGUCAGCCACACGUAGUUGAUGCAAGCGGCCAGGGACCCGUGUUAAUCGCCAGCCAAGGCUACCGAUUUUAUGUGGAAUGCGCUCGCGGAGCCGAUGGCCUGUGUCAACAAAGUGGACGACGAAAGACGCUGCGAUGUGCUGUCCAGGCGCACCCUCCAGCCACUGUGUUCCGGUGGUUGAAGAACGGAGUAGUGACAAGUGGUAAUGGUGCGGAAAUCACAAUUGGCACUGAGAUGAUCGGCCAAAGUAUUCAAUGUCAAGCGAACAAUGGCCUUUACUCGGACACUGAAAUGGCGACUAGCCAGGCCGUUCAAAUCGAUCCUUACUCGUCCGCUCGUCUGAUCCAGGACAACUUCGCCACGCUUCAGUCGGCGGCUCCGUUUCAAGCCGGUAAUCGUCUAGAAAUGAACCAGCAGAUAAAUCUUGGCUGUCAAGUCGAAGGCAAUCCACGUCCAGUCGUGUUUUGGAAACUGCGCAAAUCGAACGGGCAGGUCGUUGACGCUCCUUGUGCUCAAGGAUUUGACGGACAAUACCAGGAGGUCACCGAGCCACCACGCGAACGACCUAUCCCACCAAAUGUCGUGCGUCUUAAUGCCAUCUGUUCGUUCCGCGUCUCGAACUAUUCGCUCUCCGGUCAGUACUGGUGUUCGGCAUGUUCCUAUGUCAGCCAGGGUGCCCCAGAAUGCUCUCCAGCUUUGGAGACGCCUGGGACAAACACACUUAACAUUCAAGUUACCGGACCACCCAUGCAGUCAGAUGCCCAACCAACUAUAGAACAGGCGCCUGGCAGUAAUAAUGCUGUCGUUACUGUACAUUAUUGCGCGGAACCCAUGCCGAGACCACCGAGGGAGGUCAUUUUCAGUAUUGACAAGAACGACAUACAGAUCGGUCAGUCGUGGGAAAACUUCCGAUUCGAGAGCACUACUCAAAACAACACCGUACCCAACUGCUACCUUGCUCGGCUAAACGUGGCGCCAGUUCGGGAAGAAGAUCAGUACCGAGUUAUCGAGUUGCGGUUACAGAACCAAUACGGCAGUAAACAGAUUCCUGUCUCACUAGAGGCUUUGCUGGGAGGAGGAGCAACCAGUGGCGCACGAAUAUCAGGAUGGUGGAUCGCUUUCUUCGUUCUGAUUGCGAUUUGCUUGGCUCUCGUCUGUUGUGUGGCAUUCUGUGUGAGACGAGGAGUGCUCUGCUUCAACAAAAUAAAAGAGCAGUCCGACUACAACGAGCCGAAAGCUAAGGCUAAUUUAAAUGUGCGUGAGAACUUCUACGAUGCCGACGCGCCACGACUGUAUACGCCACAAUCCGUCGAGGUAUGCGAGCCGGCCAUGGGUGUCUAUUUGAGCCGAGAAGCUGUCGUCUAA